GCUUCCAAUGUAUUUGCUAGGCAGGUGUAUACAAGAAAUAGCUGCAGAAAAAAUGGCGAACGUUAUGCAGAGUUUUUUUUUUUUUCUUAUGCAACAUUAAAAUUGUUAAUGGUUAAUUAAAACCGAGCGCUUUGUUUGGCGCAUAUGUUAUUAUAUAAAAUUGGUUAAGAUGUUGGAUUAUGGUUAUUAAGAUUUUUGUGAUUGGCUGGUUAUUAUUACUAUGCGUUAAGAAAAUUUCAUCAAGUGGCCUCUGUCAGCAACAAGCUCAAAGUGCUUUUCAACUUUUAUCCCUGGGAAAUGCCUAUUCAAAAGAAGAAUGUUUUAACCACUGUUGUAAAAGAAAAGAAUGCCAAAUAUCAAUAUUAAUCCGAAGAAGAUGUUUUGGAAUCAAUUGCUCUAACAAAAAUUUAUGUAAAGUUAUUACUGAGCAACUUUUUAAUUUCAAAGGCCACAGAGUAGAUAAAAGAUCUGACGGUCAAAAUGAAUUUAAUGAUAUUAAUGACAUGAAUCAAUAUAAUUUGACCUCUAAUUUUAAAAAAGAGUUUACUCAUGCUACUGAUGAAAAAUUUAACAAUGUUUACAAUAAUGAUGAGCACAACACUACUAAUGUUACUAUCUUUGAUGAAAAAUUGAUCCCAUUAAUUCAGCAAAAAGUAUCUACUUCUCUUCCAACUUCUUUUCCUAUUAAAAGAGUGAAAAGAAAUUAUAUUGAUGAAGUUGAAGAUAAUAAUGGUGUAAUGACAAAUGCAACAAAUGUCGAAGAGAGGAUCAGUUAUAAUGAUGACAAUGAUAAAGCAAUGAUUACAAAUGCAACUGAUGUUCGUGAAAAAAGAUUUUCUGCAGAUGAUAGCAAUAGCGAUGAAAAUGACAAUGAAAAUGAUUUGAAUAGGUAUGUUGAAACUUCUGGUAAUAAUGCAGGUGAAUCAGAAAUAGUGGGGGAUAAUGGAAUUGAACUGCAAUGUGCUAAAUCAGAAUUUAAACAUUCAACAAUCCCAAAGCGCAAAAAGAGCUAUUUGUUUAAACAGCUUCAUGGAGAAGUUACUAAACUAUCUGAUUGCAGCAAGAAGUGCUGCAAGACAGAUGAAUGUGUUCUUGCGUUUACGAUAGAAACUUUUUGCUAUGCAGUUAUUUGCUCUGAUGAUUCCAACUUUUGUCAUUCUAAUAGAGACAAACUGCCAAGUUUAAAAAUUCUUCUUGCAGUUUUAUCUCCAAAAAAAGAAAUAGCAUACCCCAGAAGAUUUACAAAAAUACACAAAAAAAAAAAGAUUCAACAAGAGAAUUCAGAAGAGCGACAUGCAUUAAAUGCUGAGUAUAUUGGAAGUUUUGAUGCUGCAGGCAGCUUUAAAAAAACUCAGGACUAUGAUAUAAAUAACAGAUUAUCGAAUCAGGGAGGACUAGUUAAUCAGCCAUUGGAUUAUCACCAACACAGUCAUGAUAUUUUUCAAAAAAAGGAAGAAGUACCACACUUUGACGAACUUAGUGACGAUAUCAGAAUGCUUAAGUAUGCCAAUAGUAAAAUGAAUACAUUACAAGUAGAUGAUGAUAAAAUGGGCAACUAUAACUCUCAUUAUGAAGGUCUUGAACCAGCAGAGUUUAUCAAACAACAGCAAGACACAUAUGUUCCGCUACCAGAUAGUCUUCACAAUGCAGGUUAUUUUAAUGAAAUCAGAGGGCAAUCUGAAGAUUUUUUAAAUCAUCAAACAAGUUCUGAUCAAUCGAAGGAAAACCACAGCAAACCUCAUUCGUUUUUCAAUAAAGAAAAUGAAAAUGAAUUUAAAAAUGAUGAAAAUGAUUCAACCGAUCAAUCUAUCAAAAGGAUACCAACUAAUAGAUCAUUUAAAUUAAAACACAAUUAUGCUGACGCACAUGCUGAAGGCGAUUAUGAUUCUAGUUAUCCAACAUUUAAGCAUUCAACUGUUUCUCAUCACACCACAAAACACAUUUCAAAAACCUCUCCAAAAAGUAACUUUUCUACGAAGAAAACUAAACAUAUUGAAAAAAGUAUAGAGGAUGAAGGUAGCUCAGGUGCUGGUGGAUUAAAUAUAGAAAAACACUUAAAAAAGGUAAAUGAUAACUUGUCAACAACAAAAUAUAAACAUACUGAAAAAAGUAUCGAGGAGGUAGGUAGUGGAGACACAGUAAAUUCAGAUAAAAACAAGAAAGAAGCUUCAAAUAGCAUGAAAACUAAGAAAUCUAAGCAUACCGAAAAUAGUAUUGAUGAGGAGAAUAAAGCUGAUGCAGAAAAUUUAGAUAAACACAAGAAAGAAAGAUCAAAUAACAUGAAAACUAAGAAAUCUAAACAUACUGAAAUUAGUAUUAAUGAGGAGAAUAAAGUAGAUGAAGAAAAUUUGAAUAAACAUAAGAAUGAAAGACCAAAUAACAUAAAAAUUAAGAAAUCUAAACAUACUGAAAAUAGUAUUGAUGAGGAGAAUAAAGCAGAUAAAGAAAGUUUAGAAAAAUACAAGAAUGAAACGCCAAAUAACAUGAAAGUUAAAAAAUCUAAACAUAUUGAAAAAAGCAUUGGUGAGGAAAGUAAAACAGAUGAAGAAAGUUUAAAUAAGCACAAGAAAGGAAAAUCAGUUACUAUGAAAUUUAAGAAAUCUAAACAUGAUGAAAAAAGUAUUGAUGAAGAAGGUAGUGCAGAUGCAAUAAAUUUGAAUAAAUACAAGAAAAAAAUAACUGACACAACUGAGAAUUCUAAACAUACAGAAAAAAGUAUAGACGAAGAAGGUAGUGCUGAUACAGAAAGUUUUAAAUCACACAAGAAUAAAAAAGUUAAAACAAAUAAAAAAGAAGCUGAAAAAGAGGACCUGAUAUUAAAAAAAAUUGCAAGUCUUGAGGCUAAACUUGCAGAAAAAUUUUCGAGCAAUAACACAGCUAGUGCAAUACAAUCAAAUGUUAUAAACAAUAAUGCACCAGAGAAAGAAAAAAGUUUAAAAAAUCAAAAAAAACAUAUAAUUCAAGUCACUAAUAAAAAUGAUUCAUCCGAUAAUUCUAAACAUACAAAGAAAAAAGAAAAACACCAAGUUAAAAAGUCAACAAAUUUUAAAAAGAAAAAUGACUUGAAAAAUGAUUCAUCUCAUGAAACAAACCACAUAGAUUCAACAGAAAAAGAAGGUUCAACAGAAGAACAUCCAAAUGAAGGGUUUGACUUUAGUAAAACUGAAGAAAAAGAACAUGGCUCUGGUUCAGGAAUAGAAGAAGAUAAAAUUUUGCAAUCUAAAAAAGUUAAUGUUGUAAAAGGCACAAAAAAAGAGGUUGUUGGUAGCAAUAAAAAUAAAAACAAUGUUACAAAAAAAAAAAAAAAACAUGAAAAAAAGUCAAAAAAAACAGAACAAACCAAAAAAUUGUCCAAAAUACUUCAUAAAACUGAAAAAUCGACAAAAAAAUCUUCGAAAAUAGUUCAUGAAACUGAAAAAUUAACAGAAAAAUCUUCCAAAAUAGUUCAUGAAACUGAAAAAUCAACAGAAAAAUCUUCCAAAAAAGUUCAUGAAACUGAAAAAUCAAAUGUUAAUUCAACAGUUAAAAUAAAAAAAUCUAAAGAACAAAAUUCAAGUGUUCUUUCAAAAGUUAUUCAUGAAGAUGAUGAUGAAGAAGGGUCUGCAGAUCGAAAAUUGCAGACUACUUUAAAACUUUCUUUUAACCAUAAGUUGAACAAAACAUCUGAUAAUAAAAAUGAAGAAAACAUAGGGAGAAACACAACCUCCAAUGAAAAGAGUAUUGAAAAAAGUAUGAAUCCUACAACCAAUUCUCAUGAGAUUAAACCUACUAUUCUUGAGGAUAUACAGAGUACAAAAAAAAACGAAUCUCUUAGUUACAAAAAUACUACAGUUACACAUUUUAAAAAACCUAUUCUUAAUGAAAGUACUCUUAAUACUAAUGAAAAAACAUCAAUAACUCAUGACAAAAGAAUAAUACUACUCAAUCAAACUGUAUCAACAAAUACAUCUCAAUCUUCUAAGCGACAUCAUAUUCCACACAAAAAAAAGAAUAAAAAAAAACUUUUAAAUAACUCAACUCAGUCAAUACAACCCAUUGCAACCAUUAAAAAGCAUAAAAAUAUUGAUGUAUUUAAAAAGUUUGAGAAACUGCGUGAAUUAUAUGAGAGUGGAGUAAAUAUGAAAGCUCACCGUAAAGAGCUUAAAGUAUUAGAAGCCGAGUUAAUAGGGAGCGGUGAUGCUUCUGGAGAAGAUAUGUUACCUAGUAAAACUGUAAAAGUAAAAACUAAUAAAAAAAAGGUUUUAGAAUCCAAGAAAAUAAUCUCAACAGUUGCUCCAACAACUAUUACAACACCCUCAUCAACAACACCUUUAUCAACAACACCCUUAUCAACACCAUCUUCAACAACAUUAACAUCUACAACAACAGCUACAACAAUUACAACCACAUUAACAACAACUUAUAAAAAACAAAAAACAACUCCACUGCUACUGCAAACUGUAAAACCAAAAAUUUUACCAUUUAAAUCUAGUAAAUUAGAGCGGAAAAAUUUUCUUCACGUAAAAGUAAAACCAACCCCACCUGCUAUAAAAAAAGGAAAACCUACUCAUAAAAACAAGCAAAAACUGGCUGUCACCCAGCAUCCUAGAACUGUACCAACAGUUUUAGUAGAUCCUGAAACAGACAAGAUGAUUAAUCACACACUUAAUAAAACUGAAAACAAUAACAACAAUAAUGAUAAAGACCAUUUAAUAUUAGUAACAACUACUCCUAAAGCUCACACAUUAAAAAUUUCCACAUCUAAAGCUCCUACACCAAAAUCAACCACUUUAAGAUCAACAACAGCAAAGUCCCCCACUCUAAAGUCAACAAUAUUAAAAGUUCCCACAUUAAAUAUUGCUAUUGGAGAUGAGCCUGAAGGUCCAGUAAUUUUUAUUCCAUCUGAAAAAUCAAUUUCUGAAAAGACAAAAUUGAAAGCUUCUUUGGUUAAAACUUCAAAAGCUGUUAAUACCCACAAACCUGAUCAUCAAAAAAAGUUACAGCAUGUUCCAACAAAAUCUUUUGUUGCUCAAAAAAAGUUAAAUAAACCAACAAAGCUCUCUGUAAAAAUAAAAGAAAUGAAAGUUCACAAACCUUCUAACAAACAUAUUUUUAAACCAACUAACAAACCUACAUUUCACAUGACUCCAAAGCAAACAAAUAAAGUUCAAAAGGAAAAAUUGAAACCAAAAACACUUAAGAUUACGCUUACAACACAAAAAACAACUUUAUAUAAACCAACAGUACACCCAAAACCUUUUUCACAAAUGUCAUUGGAAAAAAAGCUUCUUCAGACUACCUAUGCACCAUUUUUAAAAAAUCAUAAUUUUAACAAUGUUCCUUUGAAUAUAUUACCAACUAAACUACCUGCAUUACCUGGAUUACCACAGCAUUAUAAGUUCUUUCUACCAUUUCAAGGAAAUGACAUGAAAACUCACCCCUCUCCUACAAUUUCCCAUACCAAUUCUUAUUUUAAUAAAAAUGAACCUCUAGGGAACCCUCUAGUUAAUGCUUUUAAGAGUUUACAAAAUCAGCCUUACUUAUUUAAUCAGGAUUUGUUACCAAAUAAUAAAAAAAACCUGGGCGAAAGCAGUUCUCAUAGCAUGGAUGAUGAUAUGCCAAAUGUUAUUGGUGCACCAAAGUUUGAUAAAUCAAUAGCUAAUCCUAAACAGCCAGUUUUUAAUAAACCUUCUACUUUAACAUUUAAAAUAAUCCCUAAUCACAUUAGCCAUUUGCCUUUAAACAAUCCCACAAAGCAGCAAAUAAUUCCCGAUCAAAAAAACACAAUGUCCCAAACUGAUUUGUUAAAAACUUUAGCAGAUAUAUUACGAAAAAAGCCUGAGCAUAUUCAAGGUUUGAAUAACAUGACAAUUUAUAAAACCAGUGAAAGUCACCUUGUAAUGCAUUCACCAACACUUCGUGUUAAACAUAUUACUACAAAAGGAAAACCUCAUUUGUCUAAAAAACCAACAACAAAACAAAUUUCUAGGGUAAAUGAAAAUAAAAACUUGCUAAGUUUUUCUCAUGAACAUAAUCCCCAUAUGCUUCCAAAUCAAAUAUCAGCUCAUAAACAAAAAGAAAACAACACAUCUCAACAUAAUCAAAAAGAAAAAUUACCCAUUUCUGCAGUGCAUGUUAGUAAACAUCCAGUCGUUUUAACAACACAUAACAACACACUUUUGCACUUACCAACUAAAAAAGUUACUGAAAAGAAAAAACUUUUGCUUACUGGAAACAAAAAGGAGUCACCAACAGAAAAGAAAAAAGAGUCACCAACACAAAAGAAAAAAGAAUCACCUUUAGAAGUUAUUAGUCGUUUAUUAGGCAAUAAAAAAGACUCUAAAAGCUCAGCUCUUGACGAUUUUUUUAACGAGCACAAAGUUGCAUUGAACCCUUUAUCUAGUAUUCAUAAAUCUACAGAUCAAAUGCUUAAAAAGAGCCCCAACAAGCUUGAAAGUUUUUUCAAGAAAACAGAAAUCAAAGAAAAACCUCCAUCAAGAAACGAAUCAAUAAAUCAUAAAAACUUAGUAGAAGAAAGCAGAUCAAAAGAAGAGAGCAAAUCAACAAAAAACUGCAGAAUCAUGAAAGAUUUGAAAAAUACGGUUUUUAGCAAUGAACAUGUUGGAACAAUCCAGAAUAUUCCAGGACAAUCAAAUAUGAGUAGUUGUUUUGAAAAAUGCUGCCAUAUUGAUACAUGCCAUGUUGCUAUGCUUGAUGUUGGUGUAUGCAAACUAGUUCACUGCAAUAACCAUGAACUGUGUCAUUCGCUUCUUACUACAAAAAGAGAUGUGCACUUGGUAUUUUUAGAAAAAAAUAUUUCUGACAUGGAACCAAAGAGAUUUUGUGUAAAGCAGAAUUCGAUAGGUGUGCCAUGGGAACCAACACUAGCUGGCUCAACAGCUAUGCGAAGUUGUCCACGUGAUGCUUUUGGUCAAGCAAAACGAAAAUGUGAUAUUCAUGCACAUUGGCAAUCUCCUGAUUUUAGUGAAUGUACCUCACUUGAAUAUUCUAACAUGGAGCAGAAGAUAAAUGGUUUAGGUUACACAGAAAGUGCUCGUUCUCUUGUCAGAGAAAUUGAGGACAUUACAACGCAAUCUAUUGAUAACUCAAUGAUUUUUGGAGGAGAUCUUAUGAGAGCAACGAAAGCAAUAACUGGGAUUGUUAGGUUUAUUACUGAAACUAAAGCGGAAUCAUUUGACCAUACUGAUUUAAAGAGUUUCACCAAAUCAAUCAGCAAUAUGCUUGACGAGACGAACAAACAAGAAUGGAUGAAUAUUCAACAGGUUCCUGGUCCUUCUAGGCUCAUGAAUUCUCUCGAUGAAAUUGGUUUGUAUAGUGCAGAGAGAAUGGCUGUACCAUCUGAAAUGAAACCAGUCAUUACAAGAAGUAUAUUGCUGUCUGUUGUAAAACGCUUUCCUGGUCGGGCUAGCUAUUCUUUUCCUAACUACACUUUAUCAGAAAUUAGUGGCUGGUCAAACAGAAGGGAUUCGAUUAGUGUUCCUUAUCAAGCAUUUUCAAAAGAUAAAGAAACUUUGAUAGCAAGUGCAAAUUUCAAGACACUCGGACUCUUGUUACCUCACAGGUGGAAUACAAAAAAGCAUGUCACAUUCACUGAUGGUUUUGUUGUUAAUAGCAAUGUGAUUUCAUGUAGUAUUUCACCAAAACCAAUUUUGAUUCAACCACCUGUUAUAAUUACGCUGCAUCAUUUAAAGGAGUUUCCUGGAGGUGAAAGCAAAUGUGUUUUCUGGGAUAUCAGAAAUGAUGCUGGUGGAAGUUGGUCAGUUGAAGGAUGUAACCUAAUAUCUAGCAACAGAACAAUGAGUAUUUGCUCUUGUAACCAUUUGACUCAUUUUGCAGUGCUCACUCAUACGGGAGAUCAAAAGGUUUCAGCAAAAGAACAAGCAAAAGAACAUUCUAUGGCUGCAAUGUGGCUUGGGAUACCUUUGGGUAUUUUACUAAUUGUUGCAUCAUUUUAUACAUGUUUUACAUGGUCAAAAGCUCCAAGAAGAAGACAUGUUGUCAUAAUGGACAAAAAACCAACUCUUCCAGAAAAUGAGGAAAUUGUAACUAAAAGAGUGUCAGAAAAAUACCCAGGAUCUCCUGACAGAUACCUUUAUGCAGCUAAUAUAACUCCAAGCCCAUCUGAACUAGAAUGGGAACAUGCAUGGGAUUUUCUUGCAAAUUCUCACUUUAAUGGAAGCAAAAAAAUAUUAAAAAACCAUUUUAAGAAAGAAUAUACAAAGAAAGUAGUAUGUGAUGUGCAAGUAGCAUGGAAGGAAAAAGAAACAGAUAGCAUUGCAACAGUUGAUUCUCAAGGCUCGUGUUUUCAAUGGAAACAUCAAGAUGAUUUCGAAUGGUCAAAAGAUAGAAUUAAAUGCUUAGGAAGAGGUUUACUAAAUGUAAGCACAGAACAAUUACAACAUUCGAUGUCUAGCACAAGCUUUAACUAUGAUGCUCCGCCAUCUUUUGAGAUUGCAAGCCAUUUAGAUACAUUUUCACCAAUAGCUAUGUCUUCUCCACAGUCGGUUUCCAUUGAGGAAUUACUCGGUAUGAAAAGAUGUAAGCCACUAUUAAGGUGCAACUAUUUGCAAAUUUCCUUUGAUCCAGACGAGGAAGUGAAAACGCCUGAACUUUUUAGAUCAAUAGUAAGCUUGACUGAUGACUUUAGUGAUAGCAUUAACGAAACUAUUAACCAGGACAUUAGUUUAACUGAGUUAACACAGAAUGAUAUAAGCUGUUCUGAAGAAAUAUCAGUUCCUUCAGAUGAUAUGCUGUUGAAUAUACCUCCAUUGUAUUCUCAACUUUCUCCUAAAAAAGUUAAUUUGGAAACAGUUCAUCCGAUCAAAACAAAUGAAAAUAAUUCAAUCAAAAUAGAUCAAAAUCAACCAGUUGUUGAAUUUAUUUCCAAUUCACACAUUUUCAACCUUCAUUCUUUUGAAGAAGAAAAUAGUUUGGUGUGCAAAGAUAAUUGUUGUAUGGUUUACUUAGACAAACUCUUUGAAGAUGUUGUUGAAAAUGGUUUGGAAGAUGCUAAACAUGAAAGAUCCAUGGAAGAUGUUAGAUAUGAUUCUAUUCCUAGUAGCAUUAAUGGAUCUGACCAAUCUUUGUUCUUAAAAAUUCGUCAGCCAUCAAAUACCAACCAAUAUUCUAUAAUGAAAAAAAUGUAUUUUCGCAUUAAUAUGCCAAAAUCUUCUCAAUUUAAAAACAUAGUCAGUAAUAAUGUGAAGAAAUCUCAAAGGGAAGCUGCUAAAGAUGCCAAACAAACAUUAGUACGUACUCAGAAAAUGCAUAUGAAAAGUUACAUAGCAUUACGCCAACAAUGUCGAAUGAAUGAAGCAACAAAGAUUCCAUACUUACAUACAGUAAAACGAACACAGUUUCAGUCUAAAGGCGUAAAAAAAAUUUCUAAUAUCAUUAAAGAAAAUCGGACUUUAGACCCUGAUGUUUUAGACUCAGUAAAUCCAAGUCGUUCUUUAAUCCGAAAACGAAAAUCUUGUAUAGUUUCAUUAAAAGAACAAUAUCCAGUUGUAUUUAAAAGUUCACUGAACUCUCCUAAAUGUGGAAAAUUAGCUUUGGACAAUUUUCAGAGUGAAGUGCGUAUAAUUAAAAAUCGUUCUCCUUUGCAUAAGCGCAAAGUCUUACAUAGAAGGCUCAGUUCAAAGAAUAUGAUUGAGGUAAAAAACGAAGUCAUCAAGCAACCUGAAGAUAAGCUAUCACUAGAAAGAAAGGCUUUUGCUGGGCAUCUAAGCAGAUGGCAGUGUGAGGAGCAUCUCCCAUAACAAUCAAAGCCUGAUGAAGAAGGCAUUAGAUAUUAGGAAGACGAAUAAAUGAAUUUUUUUUUAAUCAUAUUUCACGACCAAACUAUAAAAAACCUGACUAAAUGCAUACAACUUACACAAUUAUUUUUUGUAAAUAUUUUAUUUGUAAAUAUUAUAUAGAAAAAAAAAGUUUUUAAUGUUA
This is a messenger RNA of Hydra vulgaris (swiftwater hydra), 9939 nucleotides long. RefSeq lists its product as uncharacterized. Gene Ontology annotation, cellular component: plasma membrane. Gene Ontology annotation, molecular function: G protein-coupled receptor activity. The record is from RefSeq and is a predicted model, not a curated record. Gene Ontology annotation, biological process: adenylate cyclase-activating G protein-coupled receptor signaling pathway. Lineage: Eukaryota; Metazoa; Cnidaria; Hydrozoa; Anthoathecata; Hydridae.